AUGAAUAAUUAUUCAAAUAGAACAUUAUCAUCAUGGAGUAGUGGUGGUUUUAUACAGAAAUUUCAAUUAUUUUAUGUUCCAACAUUAGUCUUUUUUGGUAUAACCGGAAAUAUUAUAUGUGCAGUUGUAUUUAGUACAAAAACAUUGAGACGAUUAAGAUCAUCAUCUUAUCUGUUAACGUUAGCCAUUAGUGAUAUUUUCUUUCUUUUGGAUCUAUUACCCGGUUGGAUUUACGUUGCAUUUGUUCGACGUUUAUACAAUUUUCACAUGUUGUGUAAAAUUCAAACAUAUAUUUCAUUUGUGGUACCAUUCGUUCAUAUAUGGAUUGUAUUAGCGUUUACUGCUGAACGAUUUUUUGCUGUUACUAGUCCAUUGAAACAUAUGUCUCGUUGUACAGCAUCUACUUCUCAUAAAGUGAUUACAAUUAUAUUAAUUCCAGCGUUUCUCUUCUAUAUUUAUCCAGCAUUUUUUGCAUCCGAAGUUGAUGAUCGUGGACAAUGUCGUGAGAAACGUGAACAUGUUCAUCAUCUCAAUAAUAUAAAUAUUGUCGAUACAUUUAUGACAAUGUUUUUACCAUUUAUACUUGUCUCAAUAUUAAAUAUAUUAAUAAUACGAAAAUUAUUUUGUUCAGAAACAUUUCGAAUGUAUGUAUUUGAAAAUGGUAGUCGAUAUCAUACACGACGUACAUCAAACUGGACAACAAAUACAUCAAUAAAAAUUGAUCAAGCAAGUAUUACACAUUCAUCUGUACCAUCAUCACCACAACGAAGCCCAAACACAUUUCGAAAAGUUCAUACUAUACCACCAAUAAAAUGCAAUAUACAACAACAUACAGCUAAUUAUCGAGCAUUUACAAAUAGAUCAUCAUCGCAUUCAAGUUUAAAUAGUAUGGCGGAAAAACAACUAUCUCAUCGUGUAUCCCAUCCUCAACCAUCUCAUAAAACAUUUCAAGCUCUUAAAAGUACAUCGGGAAAAAAACGAACAGAUACCGUUCGAAAUGUUCUUACAGAAGUAAGAUUAACGAAAAUGCUAUUGGCCAUUUCUUUCACUUGUUUAUCAUUAAAUUUUCCAUCGUACUAUUUACGUUUAAUGUUUUUCUAUGAACAUACCAAAGAUAAUGAUAAUAAUAAUAAUGAGACAACAAUAACAAUUAUGGAUGAAAAUAAAAUAAAAAUGAUCACCUAUCGGGAUAUGAUGUUACUUUAUUUAAGUUAUCUAAGUUAUUCAAUUAAUAUUUUAAUUUAUUUAUUUUUUGGGGCAAAUUUUCGUCGAGCAUUAAAACGUUUAUGUUGCACAGUCGUUACACAGAAAAGGACGAAUGAACGAGAAAAUACUGUUCUUUUAUUUUCAACGGCUGUGCGGACGGUUAAAUCGUAUAGUACCAGUGAUACAAGUCCAAGAGUUAGCUUACUGAAAACAUAA
Didymodactylos carnosus is the source of this 1422-nucleotide messenger RNA. NCBI's taxonomy places the organism in Eukaryota, Metazoa, Rotifera, Eurotatoria, Philodinida, Philodinidae. The record is from the annotation of a GenBank genome assembly.